Hypomesus transpacificus is the source of this 2581-nucleotide messenger RNA. RefSeq names its product proton myo-inositol cotransporter-like. Gene Ontology annotation, biological process: transmembrane transport. Gene Ontology annotation, cellular component: membrane. The transcript is spliced from 8 exons. NCBI's taxonomy places the organism in Eukaryota, Metazoa, Chordata, Actinopteri, Osmeriformes, Osmeridae. The record is from RefSeq and is a predicted model, not a curated record. Gene Ontology annotation, molecular function: myo-inositol:proton symporter activity. Bases 86 to 1084 code for a protein of 332 amino acids.
CUGAUUAGGUUGGAGGGAAGCUGUGUUCUAGCUCAUCUGCCUGUGAGGAAAUGAAGAUAUCUCUGAUGGCCCAGUGAUCUGGCGGAUGCUGACCUACCCUCCUGCACGGAGAGCACUCCUGGUGGGUUGUGGACUGCAGAUGUUCCAGCAGCUGUCUGGGAUCAACACGGUCAUGUACUACAGCGCCACCAUCCUGCAGAUGUCGGGAGUGCGAGACGACAAAUUGGCUAUCUGGUUGGCCGGGCUCACGGCUGCCACCAACUUCCUGUUCACCCUGCUGGGGGUGUGGCUAGUGGAGAGGGUGGGCCGCAGGAAACUCACCUUGGGGAGCAUGCUGGGUACGUGUGUGAGUUUGUCUCUGCUGGCUGUUGGCUUCCUGCUGUCUGCCCAGCACUCUCCUCCCAUCAGCCUCCACCCCACAGACCCCUCCGUGGCCAACUCGACCUGCGCCACACACCUGAUGUGUGAGUCGUGCAUGCUGGACCCGGGGUGUGGCUUCUGUUACCGUGAGAACAGCACAACACUCUUUGCCUCCUCCUGUGUACCAGUCAAUACAGCCUCCACUGAGCAGGCAGCAUGGGGCAGGUGCUCCAACUCUACCCUGGAGAAAGAGAAGACAUACUGGGCCUACAACUACUGCCCCACGUCCUACUCCUGGGUGGUCCUGCUGGGUCUGGUCUCCUACCUGGCCUUCUUCGCUCCAGGUCUGGGUCCCAUGCCUUGGACAAUCAACUCGGAGAUCUAUCCUCUCUGGGCCCGGAGCACAGGCAAUGCCUGUUCUGCUGGAGUCAACUGGAGUUUUAAUGUGCUGGUGUCCUUCACCUUCCUGCACAUGGCUCAGUACCUCACCUACUACGGAGCCUUCUUCCUGUACUCUGCCAUGGCUUGGCUGGGUUUCAUCUUCAUCUACGGCUGCCUGCCUGAGACCAAGGGCCGGCGGCUGGAGGAGAUUGAGUCUUUGUUCGACAGCCGGCUGUGCUCCUGCGGGGUGACGGAGUCAGACGAGGGCCGUCAGGUGGAGUACAUCAGGGUGAAGGGGAGCAACUACCACCUCUCGGAUAACGACGCCUCCGACGUGGAGUGAAAGCAUCUUGGAGCUGGAGAGGUCUGGGUCUGGGUCAGUCUAGCUCUGGGGCUGCAUGUGGGCCCCUAGCAACCCCCUGUUCUCAAUGUGUGGUCCGUGAUCUGUAGCUGUGUGUCAUCCUUGGGGAGUGGGAGGGGGUGGGGAGGCUGGGCAGGGUCAGGGACGGGCAACUCUGGCUCUGGAGGGCUUGGUAUGUGUGCAGGCUAGUUUUUAGACCUGCGUACUACCACACCUGCUUCAUUCGAUUAACCACGCUCCUAUAUGGAGUCUGUUCCAUGGUUUGGUCAGGUGUGCUGGGCUGGAAAACAAAUCCAUAACGCCAAGCGACUUAGUGGGAUGGCUGCAGCACUGGUCCAUCCCUGAUAUACUGUACAGCACAACCUCCCAGAAUCCUGUUCUCUGGUUCGUUUUCUAAAGUAGAGAUCACCUAUUUACUUCUGUAACUAGACUAGACUCAGCCAAGUUAAACACCUUAGUUCUCUAUCACCCUAUACCAGACAGUGAGAAAUGCGUUGAUCAUGGAUGGUCAAAUGUAUGGUCAAAUGUUUAUAGUGUCUCCAUUUAGAUAUUAUACAUACAUGCUGCUGGAUUUCCUCACCCAUAACCAGCUUGUUGCUUAGCAACAGAGUUAGCGGCGAUAGCUUGUUGGUGUUGUAGUUUGAGCAUAUGUGGAUCACAUUUAAAGAACCUCUUCAAUCGCACUGUAGCAGGAAAAUUACAAUACAGAUAAAACCAUUGCCUUUUCCCUACCACCAAUUGAUUGGUCAGUAUACGUUGAAUGAACAUGAAGCCUCCCAACCAAACCCAAAUGUUGCUAACUGAAUGUUGUAGUUAACCCAAAUGUCCACUUGCUUUUAGAAAGGCGGAAUCGGAGAUCUUGUAUUAUAUUCAGUGUUAAAAUACCAGUAUGCCUUUCUAUAUGAAACAUUCAACUCAGUAAUGUCCUCUUGGCUUGUAGCACUACUAAUGGGUUUUCAGUCACUAGGUCUUUAUGCUUCUCUGUUGUUCUGUUCUUCUGAUGGGCACCUGUCACUGUUAGGUGUUUCUUACUGGAACUUUGUGUUGUUCUACAAAUUCUACUCAUGAUGUAUUAAACCGUUCAAAUCCGGGAUGAAUUCUGAAUUUAUUUUACCUUUUUGUUUUCCGAAGUUGUGUAACUGCUCAUUCAAAGAACACUACAAGCACUCUGAAAAUACUCAUACGUAUAUAGGAUUAUGUCAUAUGCAUUUUUUUGUUUUCUACAUUCUGAUUUCCCUGGAAACAGUUUUGGAGUGUUUUUUUUCUCCGCACACUUUAGUUGUGUAUUCCUUCAUAGAGCCUUAUGUACAAACUGCCAUGCAUAUCACUUGUGUGAAAGAGUCAGGUUACUGUGUUCCAAAAGUCCAAGGAGUGCUUUACUUAGCAAUGUUGUUUUAUGUAUAUAUUAUUGUAAAACUGUGUGAGGUUAUACCUUGAUAUUCUUGUGCACAUAGAUAUGUGUAUAGCAAUCUCUGAAAU